AUGGUUUGGGACCAGUUGUCGAUUAAUCGACCGCACCUGGUCUACAUAAUACUAGGAGGCUUCACCAGUAUAUUCAUGCUGGUUUCUCUCUACAUAAAGGAAAAGCUCUACAUUGGUGAAGCAACGGUAGCCACGCUUUGUGGCUUGAUAUUUGGGCCACACUCGGCCAACCUCAUUAAUCCACUAACAUGGGGGAACACAGACCAGAUCACCCUGGAGUUCUCCCGAAUAGUUCUGGUGGUCCAAUGCUUUGCUAUUGGUGUCGAGUUACCGAAGGCGUACAUGGAGAGGCAUUGGCUUUCUGUCGUGUUACUGCUGAUUCCGGUCAUGACAUUCGGAUGGCUUAUCACAAGUCUCUUUGUCUGGUGGAUGAUUGUGCCAUUGACGUGGCUUGAGUCCCUGUGUGUCGCAGCUUGUGUAACAGCUACAGAUCCAGUCUUGGCCUCCUCGGUCGUAGGCAAGGGCAAGUUCGCAAAGCGUGUGCCCAAACACAUCAGAGAUCUCCUCUCUGCCGAAUCUGGAUGCAACGAUGGCAUGGCUUUCCCCUUCAUCUAUCUCGCUCUCUACCUCAUCCAUUACCACCUGGAUGCCAAGCACGUCGCCCAACAUUGGUUCCUUAACACGAUUCUGUACGAAUGUAUCUGGGGAGCUGUAUAUGGUGUACUUAUCGGCUACAUAGCUCGUCAUGCUAUCAAGCUCGCCGAACGCAAAGGUAUCAUUGACCGAGAAAGCUUCCUCGUCUUCUACUUCGUUCUUGCCCUGUUUUGCGCUGGUUCAGGGAGUCUGCUGGGUAUGGACGAUUUGCUGGUAGGCUUUGCGGCUGGCGUUGGCUUUUCCAACGAUGGAUGGUUCACAGAGAAGACAGAGGAGUCUCAUGUUUCUAAUGUUAUCGACCUGCUGCUUAACCUGACAUAUUUUGUCUAUUUGGGCACCAUCAUACCAUGGGAUCAGUUCAAUUCGGGUCAACAUGGUCUAGACGCAUGGCGACUGGUCGUCAUCGCCAUCUUGGUUAUCUUCUUUAGGAGAAUACCUAUUAUGCUUAUGCUCAAACCAAUCAUACCCGACAUCAAAACGUGGCGGGAAGCACUCUUUUGUGGACAUUUCGGUCCCAUCGGGGUUGGUGCUAUCUUUGUGGCCAUCCUUGCACGAGCAGAACUGGAGACUAAUAGUACUACUCCACUGGCUGUACUUCCUCCGCCUGAGGACGCUGAGUACGUGCUGAUUUACACUAUAUGGCCUAUCACAACUUUCCUGGUCAUUACCUCGAUUGUCGUCCACGGGUCGUCCAUUGCGGUCUUUACUCUGGGCAAGCGCAUCAACACUCUAACCCUGACCUUGUCAUACACCACGGGUAAUGAAAAAUCAUCGAAUUGGAUGGAACGGCUUCCACGAAUCGCAUCUCGUUCUAAAUCACAAGGCAAAUCUAUCUCUUCUGACUGGUCCGAGGAUGAGAAAGCUGAGUUCCCACCCGGUCAACUGCCGCCUAUUGGUGUACCAAAGUUGGCUCUACGACGUCAAAGGGAUGAAGAUUAUGAGAGCGAAAAGCCGGUUGGACGUCCUGGCGUCAGAAGCCGGAGCAAACGGAGAAAGAAGAAGGGUCUAGGAGCUGGUGGACCUAUAAGCGACAGUGCUAUUGCUCCCCAGCGCAAUUCUGACUCCGUACUUGGACGACAAGACUCGGGUCUAAACACUCCGGAUGACACCUCAAGGAGGCCUUCAGUUCACCACCUGAACUCAGAGCAAGAAAGAAGACUAGUGUCUCCCGAGUCAGACCCUGAGACUUCUCGAGCUAGGGCGAGGAGCGAAAAAGAGACAGGAAAGCGCGAGCAAGGAAGUGACUCUGACGAUGGCAAUGUCGAUCUUGAGACAUUUGACGAAGGAGAAGAUCUGGUAAUAGAAGAUGAAGAAGGCAAUGUGAUCGAAACCGUCGAUGUUCGAGGUAAGACGGAGGAGGAAAAAGCUGCUUUAGUAGAGGAAGCCAGGUUGAGGUUGAAGCGUGAUAAAAGCGGCAAGUACACCAAACACAAGCAUGAACCCCACCCAAGGACAGAGGGUGAAGAGAUUGUCAAGACUGUUUCCGACACUGUGGAACAUCCUGAAAAGAAUUUCCGUAGCCACUUCAAAGGCUGGAAAGGGUUUGGUAAGAGUGGCAAUGCCGAUAAAGAGGAUGCUGCAAAACAGCAGGAACGUAAACGUGGUCCAGCUCACGCUUAUCAAUUUGGCAACACGAUUAUUGUCGAAGAUGAGGAUGGUGAGGUCAUCCACAAGUACGACAUUCCUCGAGGUGACCAAGAGCCGAACAAGUACAACGACUACAUGCGCAGAGGUGUACAAAGAAUGGGUACCUGGGUUGGCACUGGUCGGAAACCUUCACAAGCUGCAGUGCCUACAACCGAAUCGCAACUGAAGGCAGACGACGCAGAAGAUACUUCAACCACAUCCCCGGAGAACGACAAACAAGAACAUGACACCAGUAACCCCGUCGCUCCAGCACCCAAGUCUAAAAAGCAACAGCCAGCGCGUGCAGAGGCUGGUCUUAAUGACGAUGGCUUACGCAUAGCCAUCUCAAAUGCUGAGCAGUACGGGUUGACAGGUUUGCGCAAGCCUAAAGCGGGCGCACGUCCGGGCAUGGAUACAGGCAAUCGACGCCUUAGUGCAGUCGACUUCAUCAAACAGAUGCAGCAACUUGACAGACAGACUCGGCAGCAGGUGAUGAGCGAGGCUGGAGUCGGUAAAGACAAGCAGGAAGGUAUUAACCGGGUAGUCUCACGUGAGGAACCAGGAAGUGCCCACGAUCGACCACGAGCUCCAGCGAGGUCAGGCACUCUGCCAAAUGCCACCCAGGCGUCUCCGAUCGCUGAAAGGGAUGCAGAAGAAGGAGAUGUCGCCGAUUACUUUGCCUUACCGCGUAAUCGAGGACGAUCUCAGUCCGGUGCCAAGACUCGUUCAUCCGAGCCUAAGAGAACAGAAACUGCCAGAUCCGCAACAGAUGCUGACUCGGACGAGGAAGACAUCCCAACGCACAACGUUCGUGCCUCCAUCGCUCGUCAUGGAGCUGGCAACCUCUCCUCCGCUAACGCUCGCCGAGAGCGCUUCAACACCACUUCACAGGCCGCACCACGUAUUGACGAGGGCGAGGAAGAAGAAGACGACAAUGAAGAGACCGCCGCCGAGAAGCGGCGUCGACUUGCUGCAUUAGGACUUGGCGGUGGUGAUGAAUCUGACUCUUCCGACUCAGAAGCGGAGGAAGCACCUCGAGUGAAAAAGACAGCAGUGCAAGAGCCUGGGCAGGAAGAUGUAGCUCCACCCUCGGCCGCAACCACUGCUGCCCCAAGGGCGAGGAUACAGUGGGGUGGUGAGAGGGGACGAGAAGGAGACGACGAGGAGAAGCAGGGAGGCGAGGCAAGUGAGAGUGGUGGCAACAGAACGGUUACAGGUACAGUGAGCAAAAAGCUUCGAGGAUUGUUGAACAGGUAG
Molecule: messenger RNA, 3477 nt
Organism: Lithohypha guttulata
Lineage: Eukaryota; Fungi; Ascomycota; Eurotiomycetes; Chaetothyriales; Trichomeriaceae
Gene: CNH1
Product: Na+/H+ antiporter
Exons: 1
Coding region: 1-3477 (1158 amino acids)
Biological process (GO): intracellular potassium ion homeostasis; sodium ion export across plasma membrane; regulation of membrane potential
Cellular component (GO): plasma membrane
Molecular function (GO): sodium:proton antiporter activity
Source: RefSeq, a predicted model, not a curated record